Messenger RNA from Mugil cephalus (flathead mullet), 1268 nucleotides. RefSeq names its product RIB43A domain with coiled-coils 2 (gene ribc2). The record is from RefSeq and is a predicted model, not a curated record. The transcript has 7 exons. The coding region runs from base 118 to 1173 and encodes 351 amino acids. Lineage: Eukaryota; Metazoa; Chordata; Actinopteri; Mugiliformes; Mugilidae.
ACUGCUCUGGUUUCCUAGCAACGGGUGUGUUUGACGUGAAAGUUUUGCCCCUCAUCUCCCGACAGCGCACAAGAGUCCGUUUUUAAGUUUAGAGAUCAUUUAGAGAGUAAAAAAAAAAUGCCCAACGUCGAAUUAAUCUCAGAGCGUGUGGCUAGACUAAGUCUGGAGAAACGUCGAAGCGCAGAGGCUGAAAGACAAGAACGGAUUUUUAACGAUAAAGUGAGGACCAUUGGGGUUGACAAGGAAGCUAUAGACAGGCAGCUGGCAGAGAAGAAGAAGCGAGAAGAGGCAGUAAAAGCGGAAGAAAACGCUUAUAAUGCCGAUAUGCUCCGGAAUACCAAGGUAGCUUGUAUUCUCCAAAGAAAGGAAGCAAAGGAGAAACGUGCAGUGGAAAAAGCUAUUGCCACCUACAGACAUCCGCACACGCAGCUAGGGAGCCACAGGGAGGACGACCCAGCCCACAGUGAUGUACAGAAAAUUCUCCCAGGCCUGGUCGGUGAGGACCCAGAAAGUAACAACAGGCUGCAGAGACAGAGGGAGCAACUCAGAGAGUGGCUCAUCCAGCAGCAGGCUGAGCAGGCGGCAGAAAGGCAUCAACAAAAGCUGGAAAAGCAGCUCGAUGACCAAAGCAGAGUAGAAAUGGACAACAAAGCACUGCAACUUCAGAGACUUGAGAUGGAGAGGAGAAGAGCAGCGUUCAUCGCCACUAAAGAUUACAAUCUAGCCAAGGCAAAGGUCGACGAGAAGCGUCGCCAGGAAGGGGGACGUAAUGUCAAGGAAAACCACUUGCAAGGAGAGCAGACAGGUGGAGAUACUGGAUGCAGCCUCAGUGUGGUGGGAGUCCCCGGGCUUUGUCCCAGUCGUGAUAGGAGAGCCCCAUCUGGGAGCUUGCAGCAGAAUCUUCAGUUCCAGAAACACCAAAUAGAUGAGAAGAGGAGGAUUGAAAUAGAGAAGGAGAGAGACGAGCAGCUCCUCGAUCGCGUUCGCUUGGACUCGGCUCGUACAGCUCUGCUACUAGAGAGGCAGCAGGCGAAACUGAACAAGCAGCUCAGGCAACAGCUGGACAGCGCCAACGUCCAACUGGCCGAAACACACAAACAACAGAAACCGGACAUUGAAAGAGGAUGUAUUGAUGACAGCUUCUUCUCAAAGUUCAACACCUGCAGCAGAUGAUCCGUGACACCUUCCACAGCUGAAUGGUACUUGGCAAUGAUGCUACCGGAGAUAAACACUGAAUAAAACCAACCGCUCAGUUCAUGUGCCCUGCC